This is a messenger RNA of Labrus mixtus (cuckoo wrasse), 2125 nucleotides long. RefSeq names its product V-set and transmembrane domain containing 2B (gene vstm2b). Lineage: Eukaryota; Metazoa; Chordata; Actinopteri; Labriformes; Labridae. The coding region runs from base 573 to 1400 and encodes 275 amino acids. The transcript has 5 exons. The record is from RefSeq and is a predicted model, not a curated record.
GGCACAGAGUAGGGGAGAGCGCGCGAGCAGGGACCCCGCUGCUCGCACGGGACGCACAUCAGGCAGACAGGCUGGAGAUCUGCGACAGGGAGGAGGAUUGCGCACCGCGGACAGGCGCACCGCGCGGCUCUUACCGGGAAUCACCGCUGUUUGUCUGGAGACACUGGAGGCUGUCCUGCCGGCUGCUGCAGCCUCUUUUCUUGCGCGCUUAAAAGCGGGGGAUGUGAUGGGUGCUGGAGCAGAGCCCGGAGAUGAUGAAGAGCACGUUUCUGAUCUCCAAGUUGGGUUUUUACGUCCAGACGACGCUCAGUGGGGAAUAACGGAGACGCGCCGCUUUCACUGACGGAUUAAAAAUCACUCUUUUGGUUUGUUUUCAACAGAAUCUCUCCGGUUCUUCUAUUUUUUUCCGCCACAUGUGGGAUUCAUGAUGCUUAAGCUCACCUCAGCAUCGUACAUGUUGCCCGACUGAUGAAGCGGGAUUGUUGCCCUUGUAUGCCCACAUUCGGAGCAAUCUGAGUCAACAUUCAGGUCAAACGACCGUCUCAUGUCCGCGUGAAGAGCCUCAGUGUGACAUGGAAACACCGGGACUCUACUGGCUGCUUUACUGCUUCAUCCUUAACUGGCCCUUUAUGUUCUGUGUGCACGCUGCAUUCACUGAAGUCCCUAAAGAUGUCAGUGUGGGGGAGGGAGAGGAUGUGGAGAUGCCCUGCGCCUUCAAGGCGGCCAGCGCAGCACCCAUGUCUCUGGAGAUCCAAUGGUGGUAUCUGAAGCAGGAGGUGCCCAAAGACCUGAACCACGAGCUGCAGAUCAGCGCUCCAUCUAACAGAGACUACAAGGUCACUCCGAGGGCAGCCAAUAAAAUCAGUACUGUGCGUGUUCAGGGCAAUGCCAUCUCGCAUCGCCUCAGCCUGUCCAAGGUGAAGAAGGAGGAUGAGGGGGUCUAUGAAUGCCGGGUGUCUGACCUGUGGGCCGACGACACUCAGGAGUUUACAGUCCACGCCUCGCUGCACGUGUCGGCAGGGGACGGCAUGGUGGCAGAGGAGGCCGUGUCGCACAUCCAGAACCGCUGGCCUUUGAGGAAUACUAACACAGGGCUGGGAGGGGAGGGGGUGGCAGGCAGGGCCACCUCAGAGCCGGGUCAGGGGCUGGCAGGGGGGCAGAGGUUUGGGCAGGGGAAGCACCUUGUGCAUCAGCAGGCUCAUCCAGGACUCCUUCCCUCGAUCUUCACCACCACCACCUCAACAGUGGUCAGGUCUUCAGCCUCAACGCUACCCAGGAUCAAAGACAUCCUCCGGCUGCAGCAUGGAGCCGGCUGUGCACUGAUAAGCUCCUUGGACCCCCUCCUCUGCAUCUCUGUCCUGCUGCUGCAUGAGCUCCUGACCCUCCUGCUGGCCCACUGAACAGAAUUCAACCAAACGUGUGUCGACUUGCAACCCUCUCACUUUUUAUACCAAAAAGAAACAAAGCGGCAGCAGGCAGCUUAAACACGUCACUGCAGGGAGUCAAAGACUGGAAACUGACGCAGGACUCCUACAGUGUGUGUAGGAGUAGGAGGAGUUGAAAGGAGAAGCGAUGGGAGUGUCAGUCCUGACCCACACACACACAGGUGUCUGCACCCGCUUCAUGCACGGCCUCCUCAGAAUCCACAAACUCACCUCCUUCUUCUUCUUCUUCUUCUGCAGCGUUUCACUGUGAAUUCUUUACAGAUCACCUUAGUGUGAGUCCUGCUGCUCAUACUUGCACCGUCACCGAGGAGGAGGGUGAUUCAAACCGUCAGUCAUUCUUUUCUGUUCAAAUCUCAUUCUACAGAAGCUACCCUUCAAACAUUGUGUUAGUCUGACCUACGCCAGGUCCACUUCCUUGCACACACACACUUACACACACACACACACACACCUACCGUACCUCUGUUCUUCAUAGCUGUGUCCCAUCAUUCACACGAGGAGUUAUAAGCUAAAAUAUAUUUUGAUGAAGAUAGGGCACAUCUUACCAUCCGUGUUGUUCUUCACCUCUAAUAAUGUUUAUUUUUAUUAAAUCUGUGGUGACUUUUGAUUUCUAUGAGACAGAACUUUCCCACAGCAGUUCAGAAGAAGUUUAUUGUUUUUGUAAUAAAAGGUAGAUUUCA